Molecule: messenger RNA, 2425 nt
Organism: Solenopsis invicta (red fire ant)
Lineage: Eukaryota; Metazoa; Arthropoda; Insecta; Hymenoptera; Formicidae
Gene: Mob2
Product: MOB kinase activator-like 2
Exons: 5
Coding region: 981-1820 (279 amino acids)
Biological process (GO): positive regulation of protein phosphorylation; signal transduction
Cellular component (GO): cytoplasm; nucleus
Molecular function (GO): protein kinase activator activity
Source: RefSeq, a predicted model, not a curated record
AUUUACGCAUUUAUAAAUAUCGUGUACGCGUAAUGCAUGGGUAUCACUUUCGCUUUUCAUUUUCCGAACAUUACAAACGCAUUCGCUCCGUUAGAGUGCACACGUUCGUUGGGAGAGGGAAGGAUUUUCUGUUCGAGACACUUCUGUACUUUAGUUUAUCGAGUACACUCUUUACCAUCGUUCUUCGUCCAAGUUAAUUCCCUCGCGACAUCUCUGCUGGCUCUUCUUUUUGUCGGCUGCUCACCGGGGGAACAAUCCUUGACGAGGGACAGACAACGAAGUGCCCAACUGGGAAUCCGAGAUCGGGCGAUCUCGUGUUGCGUUGUUGCUAACAGAAGGGAACUUGUUCGGUUUCAGCUCGAUCAAUUGUUAAUUACAUUAUGACGCGUUCGUUCGGAGGAUGUGAACUUCGUGGGAGGCAGGGAGGGAAGUACAGCGGCGACUUUAUAUUCUGAGCUGAGGAAGCCCCUGAUACUACUCUCUCCCAGGUCGUCUUUCUCUCCGUCUCCCUUCCGCUGAUCUUUCCGCUUCCUUUUGAAACACGGCGGAACCCUCUCUCCCUCCGGCGAUAUAAACCGCGUCUUCCCCUCUCUCUCUUCCGCUUUCUCUCUAUCUAGCGCGGUGGCGGUGGCAGCGGCGGCGGCGGUGGAGAGGACGGCCGCGACGUGGACGAUCGCGCGGUGGUGGUACCUGGCGAACGGUGGUCUGCCUGCAUGCCUGUCUGCCUGCCUGCCUGCCUGCCUGCCUGCCUGCCUGCCUGCCUGCCUGCCUGCUUGCCUGCCUGCCUGCCUGCCUGCCUGCUCGCUGUCUGGAGAACGGCUAUGUCAGUCUGCGCUCCGUUGCUGGCCUAGCGGCCGGCCGAGUGAAUCCGACCAAUCAACCGGAGCGGAGUAGAUAUAUAUUUUACUUCUCUCUCUCUCUCUCUCUUUACUUUGCUUUCCUGUCCUCCCUCCCCUUUUCCUUUCCGCCCUCUCCGUUUUAUGCCCCAGGCCCAUCAUCCGCCCUCACCUCCCUGGUACCGCCGCGCUCGCGUCCCGAUGUUCGGACUGGGAAACAGGAAGGUCCUCAAGUACUCCGCCAUUGAGACGUCGCUCUCCAUCGAUGUCGAGGAUACUGUCACGUGUUUCUGCAGAAAGGCCAGACGAAAGGAGAAGGAUGCGGGAACCACGGAGGAUCCGAAAUUGUACCUGGAGGAGGCCGCCCUCGAGAGGCAGUUACCGGAGCUGGACCUGAGGAUGCUGGUGGACCUACCGCCCGGCCUGGAUUACAACGAGUGGUUGGCGUCGCACACUCUCGCAUUGUUCGACCAUAUUAAUCUCGUCUACGGCACGAUAUCCGAGUUCUGCACCAUGACGGGCUGUCCCGACAUGACCGGUCCCGGCUUAAGAACGUAUCUGUGGUUCGACGAAAAGGGAAAGAAAACGAGGGUUGCGGCGCCACAAUAUAUAGACUACGUUAUGACAUUUACGCAACGCACCGUUAGCGACGAAACUAUAUUCCCUACAAAAUAUGCAAACGAGUUUCCGAGCUCGUUCGAGUCGAUAGUGCGUAAGAUCCUGCGGCUACUGUACCACGUAGUGGCACACAUCUACCACUGCCACUUCAGAGAGGUGGCGCUUUUGGGGUUGCACGCUCACCUCAAUUGUGUAUUCGCCCACCUCACGCUCCUUAAUCAACGCUUCAACCUUAUAGACCCUAAGGAGACGGAGAUCCUGGGGGACCUAGAGGCCGCCCUCUUGGGUGACUCGACAUCCGCGCCUUCGCAGACUUUAGCCAUCCAGGAGACUCCGACCACCACGAACACUAGCAGUACCACCUAGAUCGCUGCGAUGCGUCAUAGCGUGCGAGCAGAGGUUGCAGUUCCUGAGACUAGGUGACGAUAGGCGAUACGUUCGUUCAUUCGGUUUUUUUCGUCUCCUCUUUUUUUUCUUUUUGUAGAUUACAUGCGAAAAAAAUAAGGUUUAUCGCGAUACGAUCGGCCGGUAAGAAAGAGAGAGAAAGAAAGAAAGAAGUAGUGUGAGAGAAAAAGAGUGAGAGAGUGCGAGAAUGAAUGAGAGAAAGCAGCGAUUCUGUAAAAAACAAGAAAAAGAUAUACCAGUAGUACCUGUACAUAGCGAAGUGUGAACAACUACAUGAUGUAAUUAGGUUCCUCCGUUUGUUGUUUGUGAGAUUGUACAUAAUUUAUUAAAUGGUAAGAUUUAUGAGGAAGGUAAAGAGAGAGAAAGAUCGAAAGAGAAAGAAGAUGAAGAAGAAAGAGAGAGAGCGAGAGCGAACGAAAGAAAAUACGCGCGAAAGUGACAAAGAACGAAUUAAUUAUUAUUGACAAAGCUAGUUGCUAUAAGAGAUAAUUUGUUCUGUAAAAAAUGAUACAAUAAUGAUAUUGUAAAGUUAAAAUAAUACCAAAUAUAUACCUGGUGUUAAGGCA